Cetraspora pellucida is the source of this 231-nucleotide messenger RNA. The record is from the annotation of a GenBank genome assembly. NCBI's taxonomy places the organism in Eukaryota, Fungi, Glomeromycota, Glomeromycetes, Diversisporales, Gigasporaceae.
AUGGCAAAUAGUGGUAAUAGUCUUACUAAGGGUGGAAAUUUAAAGCGUGCAGAUUUAAACACAGCAUUUAAAAAAUACAGUAUUUCUAAUUGUUUAUUGAGAAGUAAGGAUCAUUUAAUUUACGAGAAUGAUAGCGAAGAUACAGACGAGGAUACAGGUGAAGGUUCAGACGAAAAUACUAACAAGGAAAAUGAUUUUAAUAAUUGGCCAGAAUGCUUUGUUGUCAUUUAA